UGGGAUGAACAACUUGGCCGCAGAUUGUCAUUAGUCCUUGAUGAGUCCCAAACAUCUGCAGUACUUAGUUCUAUUUCGAUGGCACAGUGCAAUCACAAGUCUUCUAUUAAACUUAUCUGGGGUCCACCUGGGACUGGGAAAACUAAAACUCUCAGUAUCUUGUUGUAUACCCUCUUAAGUAAGAGCUGCAGAACACUUGCAUGUGCCCCAACAAAUGUUGCAGUUAAGGAAGUGGCUUUGCGCGUCCUAAAGCUUGUUAAAGAUCCUUACCACAUGGAUCCAAGACAGGAUGAGUUGUUAUGCUCACUGGGAGAUUUGCUCUUAUUUGGGAGUAGGAACCGUUUGGAAGUUUUUGAUGAUCUUGAGGAGAUUUAUUUGGAUCAUCGUGUCGACAGGCUUGUAGAAUGUUUUGCUCCACAAAACAGUUGGAAGAAGUGCUUUAAAUCCAUGAUAGAAUUUUUUGAAGGUUGUGUAGCUCAAUAUCAUUUAUUGGUGAAUGAUUCAGUUGGUGAAGCUAAAUCUAGUAUCAACAAUUAUUCUACCCCUGUGGUUCCUAGUUCAUUUAUUGGUUCAUAAAAGAUAGAUACACAGCCUUAGUUUCUCCGCUGAAAAGAUGUGUAAGUGAUUUGUGCACCCAUCUUCGUAAGAGACUUCUAUUGCUGCAUAAUUUUGAGAGCAUGGUAUGCCUAAUUAAUUUGCUCGAUUCUUUUGGUAGUCUUCUGUCUCAAAAUGAUGCAAAUGACAAAGAAGUAGAGAUGCUCUUUACACAUGGAGAAGUUAAUUCCUACCGUAAGCACGAGAGGGAAGCAUAUAUGUCUUGUACUUCUGCUACGCUGUGCAGGAUCAGAAAUGAAUGCAUUGAUGCUCUAAGAUCUCUUUUUGAGUCUCUUGCUCAUGUUCUUCCAGAUAGUAUGAAUAGAAGUUUGAUAUGGAAGUUCUGCUUUCAAUCUGCCUCGCUCCUCUUCUGCACAGCAUCUAACUCGUAUACUUUGCAUAGAGUAGAAAUGGAUCCACUGAACUUGUUGGUUAUAGAUGUAGCUGCUCAGUUACGAGAGUCUGAAUCAGCGAUACCCAUGCAACUUAAAGGCAUAAGGCAUGCUAUUCUAAUUGGUGACGAGUGUCAACUACCAGCUAUGCUCGCUAGCAAGGUUUCUGAUGAUGCUGGGUUUGGAAGAAGUCUAUUUGAAAGGUUGAGUUCAUUGGGACAUUCAAAGCACCUUCUCAACAUACAGUACAGAAUGCAUCCUAAAGUAAGUGCUUUCCCAAAUGCCAACUUUUAUUGGAACCAGAUUUUAGAUGCUCCCAAUGUCUCUGUAAAAGUUAUGAAAGACGCUAUCUUCAAGGACCUAUGUUUGGUCCAUACUCAUUUAUAAGCACUUCUGAUGGACGAGAUGAACAAGACAAUGUUGCACAUAGCAGAAGAAAUAUGGUGGAAGUAGCAAUUAUUUUGAAGAUUGUACGGAAGCUUUUUAGAGCAUGGGAUGGCGCAAGAGAGAAGCUAACUAUUGGAAUAAUAUCCCCAUAUGCUGCUCAAGUAGCUGCCAUUCAAGAGAAACUUGGGCACAGAUAUGAGCAGCUCGAAUACUUUGCUGUGAGAAUGAAGUCUAUUGAUGGCUUCCAGGGUGGUGAAGAGGAUAUCAUAAUAAUCUCUACUGUCAGAUCUAACAGUGAAGGAUCUAUUGGAUUCCUUUCUAAUCUUCAGCGAUCCAACGUUACUUUGACCAGGGCACGGCGCUGUCUUUGGAUUGUGGGUGAUGAUACAACUCUGUUUAGAAGUGGAUCUUGCUGGAACGCAUUAGUUUCUGAUGCCAAAGAACGACAUUGUUUGUUUAAUGCCAGUGAAGAUAACAAUCUAGCUAAAGCAGCAUUAAAAGCCAAGAAAGAACUUGAUCAGUUGGAUGACUUACUGAAUGGAGACAGCAUACUCUUCAAAACCGCAAAGUGGAAGGUUUUGUUUAGUGAUAACUUUAGAAAGUCAUUCGCGAGAUUGAAAUCAAUUCAGACCCAAAAAUCUGUUAUCAAUUUGUUGCUUAAGCUUUCCAAUGGCUGGAGCCCGAAGAAGGUAGACUCUAUUUGUGGAAACUCGUUGCAGCUCGUGAAACAGUUUAGGGUUGGACAACUUUAUGUUAUUUCAGCUGUCGAUAUUAUGAAGUAUUCAAGCUAUGUCCAAGUCUUGAAGAUAUGGGAUAUCUUACCGGUGGAGGAGAUGGCAAAACUUGUUAAGCGUCUUGAUAGCAUCUUUAGUAUGUACACGGACGAUUUUGUUAACCGCUGUAGAGAGAGAAAUGCUGACGGGGAUACGGAAGUGCCAGUGACCUGGGAAUCAUGUAAUGGAGUUGUUCGAUAUAAUACAACAACUGAGCCAUCUAAAGGGUUGAGUAUUACAGAAUUUGAUGGAAGAGGCUGUCUGGAAAACUCAAAAGUGAAUGAGAGUCUACUACUGAUGAAAUUCUACUCUUUAUCAUCUGGUGUUGUGAGCCAUUUGUUAUCUGGAAGUGAUGGCGGAGAACUCGAUCUUCCUUUUGAAAUGACAGAUCAGGAAUUGGAAAUAAGUCUUUUUCCAAGAAGUAGUUUUAUUCUCGGAAGAUCUGGAACCGGGAAAACUACUAUCCUAACCAUGAAAUUGUUUCAGAAGGAGCAGCAACAUUGUUUCUCUUCGGAAGGACUUUCGGAGAGUACAAGUUCUGCGGCUGCUUCUCCAAAUAAUUGGAUGAGAGAGGGUCUUGGAGAGACAAAGGGAACCGUCCUACGGCAAAUGUUUGUAACUGUCAGCCCUCAACUAUGUUCAGCUAUCAAGAAUCAGAUUUCUAAUUUGAAAAGCUUUAUCUGCGGGAAGAAAUCUUCAGUUGACAAUAAGUCAUCCGGUAUGCAUGACAUUGAUGAUACAGCUGAGCUCAGUAGCAUCCCCGAUUCUUUUAUAGACCUGCCACUUGAUUGCUACCCACUUGUAAUCACCUUUCAGAAGUUCUUACUGAUGCUUGAUGGAAGUUUGGAGAAUUCAUAUUUUGACAGAUUCAAUGAUGUAAGGGAGUUUUGUGCAGGAAAUACCGGAAUAACUAGGCCAUUUGCCUUAAAUGCUUUUAUUAGAUCAAAGGAGGUUAAUUAUGACCGGUUUAAUUCACUGUACUGGCCCCAUUUCAAUUGUCACUUGACUAGGAAACUUGACUCUUCAACUGUUUUUAUUGAGAUAAUGUCUCACAUAAAAGGUGGGCUGGUUGCUGGUAGAGUUCCUAAUGGCAAACUCAGCCGGGGAAAUUAUUUGUUGCUAUCUGAGGGACGGGUUUCCACCUUAAGCAGGGAUUUAAGAGAGAUGAUUUAUGAUAUUUUUCUUGAUUAUGAGAAGAAGAAGCUGCUGAAUGGUGAGUUUGAUUUGGCUGAUUUAGUCAUGGACCUUCAUCAACGACUAAAAAAGGGGAGUUAUCGCGGUGAUCUGAUGGAUUUUGUUUAUAUUGAUGAGGUCCAAGAUCUAACCAUGAGACAGGCUGCACUUUUUAAAUAUAUAUGCCAAAAUUUUGAGGAAGGAUUUGUUUGCUCGGGUGAUACAGCUCAAACUAUUGCUAGGGGUAAUUUGAUCGCCAUAUGUUUUUGUUCUUUUGUAUAACUAUGCAGCUAUUUAAUGAGGGUAAUUUUGAGAU
Messenger RNA from Papaver somniferum (opium poppy), 3635 nucleotides. RefSeq lists its product as uncharacterized. Gene Ontology annotation, molecular function: ATP binding. The transcript is spliced from 7 exons. The record is from RefSeq and is a predicted model, not a curated record. Bases 1349 to 3601 code for a protein of 750 amino acids. Lineage: Eukaryota; Viridiplantae; Streptophyta; Magnoliopsida; Ranunculales; Papaveraceae.